This is a messenger RNA of Nicotiana tabacum (common tobacco), 1751 nucleotides long. RefSeq names its product heavy metal-associated isoprenylated plant protein 33. NCBI's taxonomy places the organism in Eukaryota, Viridiplantae, Streptophyta, Magnoliopsida, Solanales, Solanaceae. Gene Ontology annotation, molecular function: metal ion binding. The record is from RefSeq and is a predicted model, not a curated record.
UGUAUCUCUUCUUCUUUGACAUGGAGCCGACAUAACUCUUUACUGUGACAGCUCAUGCCAAUAUUUCUCCCUUUUUCUUUUCCUUCAAAUACAGCACACAACCCCAUCAAACAGACCGACUUGUUUUCAACAAUAUUUUACUCUCUUUUAGUUUUUACUCCUCCGACCGCCUUUCUUUCCCUGUUUCUCUCCCAUUUCCUCUUCAAAUCUCAGCUUACUCCUUUUUCAUAUAUACAGUUUCUGAAGUUUUAACAAACAUUCAAAGCUCCUACUUUAGUGCCUUCUACUCCUUAAUAUAUACAUUUUAGAAGGUGUUUUCUUGAUAUUGUCAGAAUGAAUAAACAAGAAAUGUUGAAGACACAGACUUGUGUUCUUAGAGUGAAUAUACACUGUGAUGGCUGCAAACAGAAAGUGAAGAAAAAACUGCAAAAGAUUGAAGGAGUUUACACAGUGAAGAUAGAUGUAGACCAAAGUAAAGUAACAGUAACAGGAAACGUUGAUCCAGCAACACUAGUAAAGAAGCUAGUGAAAUCAGGGAAACAUGCAGAGGUAUGGGGAGCACAAAAAGGAGGAGGUUCUAAUUUCAAUAUGAUGAACAAUCAGUUUCUGAACAUGCAAAUGGACAACCUCAAAGGUGGAAAAGACAACAAAUCUAAAAAGGGUGGUGGUGGGAAUAAGGAACAGCCAAAGGGGGGUGGGGGUGCACAACAGUUUCUUCAGAUGAUGCAAAACCUCAAAGGUUCAAAGGAUAAUUUCAAGAUGCCCAAUAUUCCUAAUGCCAAGGACCAAAAAUCUGUUAAGUUUAAUUUGCCCGAGGAUGAGUUUGAUGAUGAGUUUGAUGAUGAUUUUGACUAUGAUGAAGAUGAGUUUGAUGAUGAUUCUGAUGAUGGUUUUGACGACCGCCCAGCUGUCAAAAUGAUGCCUGUUAUGGGGGGUGGUCAUGGACCCCAUGGGAUUAAUGCAAAUUUAAAGGGUGGGGGUAUGAAUAAUAAUGGUGGAAAUGGCAAGAAAGGUGGUGGUGGUGGUGGGGUUGAAAUCCCUGUACAAAUGAAGGGUAUGGUUGGAAAUCAUCAUGAUGGUAAGAACAAUAAUGGAGGAAAACAGGGAAAGGGAGGGAAUCAGAAUCAAAGUGGUGGUAAAAAUGGUGGCAAAAAUGGAGGUGGUGGGGGUCUACCAGAUGGUAAAAAUGGAGGGGUAAAUGGUAAAGGUGACAAUAAUGGAGGUUUUGGAGGGAAGAAUGGUGGGGGAGGGAAGAUGGAUGGAGGCUUAAUGAUGAAUAGUAUGCAACAAGGACCUCAUGGGAUGAGUAUGGGCCAAAAAGGCGGAGGCCCGAUGAGUAUGGGCCCGAUGGGUAAUUAUCCGAUGGGCCAAAUGGGGCAGAAUAUGCCGGCAGCUCAAGGACUUCCCGCCUCCGGUGGGGCUGGGUAUUACCCCGGGAUGGGACAGGGCAACCCUUAUAGCCAACAACAACAGUACAUGGCACAAAUGAUGAUGAACCAGCAGCAACAACAGCGGCCAGCCGGAUAUGAUAUGUACGGCGCCCACCCAAUGAUGUACGCCCGGCCACAUCCUGCCGUGAAUUAUGGGCCGCCGAUGGGAGCUCCGGUGCAUGAUAAUUUUACUCAUAUGUUCAGUGAUGAGAAUACAGGCAGUUGUAGUAUCAUGUAAAUUGUUAAGAAGGUUGUACUGAACUUUGUUUUGGUCUCUCUUAUGAAAUGAUGAGCGAGUAUGCUUUUGUUUUUAGACAGCAA